UCUUCAUUGAACUUUAACCCCCGGAACGCUUCCGGCUUGCUACGCUAGCAAAACAUUUCAAUGACUAAACUUCUAAAAGUGGCAUAAUUUUGCUCGAAAAAUGCCUAUAAUGAGUAAUAAUCAAAGGUGUGGUAUAACGCGGAAAAUUUGAACAACUUCUGAACUUCUUAGUAAAAUCUUAAAACCAUGGCUGGGAUGUUGCAGAGGACAUUGAGGCUGAGGACUGCCGCUGCCCUGAAGCCCUUGAGCAAUCACGUCACCCGCUCCUCCACACAUGUCCCUCGCUUGUCCACCAGCCUGUGUCGAAGGGUCCACGGCGGGGCUGAUGUGGCCAACAAGUCCCCCGCUGCAGCUCCAGAGAGGCUACCUUUCUCCAGGGUGAAUCAAGAGGAUUUGGACUUCUUCAAGAAAAUUCUACCUGGCAGAACUAUCACCGACCCCGAUUUGUUGGAGUCGUACAACGUGGACUGGCUUAAGUCUGUGAAAGGUUCCAGUGAAUUGCUGCUGAGGCCUCAGUCAACAGAGGAAGUGUCUCAAAUUCUCAGCUACUGUAACCGUCGUAACCUGGCGGUGAACACGCAAGGAGGCAACACCGGGCUGGUCGGCGGCAGCGUUCCCGUUUACGACGAGAUCAUUCUGUCCACCGCCCUCAUGAACAACAUCCUGAGCUUUGACCGUGUCUCUGGGGUACUGACGUGCCAGGCGGGUUGUGUUCUGGAGAACCUGUCGCUCUACCUGGAGCAGCGAGACCACAUCAUGCCUCUGGACCUGGGUGCCAAAGGCAGCUGCCAUAUCGGGGGCAACGUUGCCACCAAUGCCGGUGGGCUACGGCUGCUGCGUUACGGCUCCUUGCACGGGAACGUGCUGGGUUUGGAAGCGGUGUUGGCAGACGGGCAGGUCCUGGACUGCCUGGCCACUCUGAGGAAGGACAACACAGGAUACGACCUCAAACAGCUCUUCAUCGGCUCUGAAGGAACGCUGGGGGUCAUCACGGCUGUCUCUGUCCUUUGUCCACGCAAACCCAAUUCUGUCAAUGUGCUUUUUUUGGGAUGUGAAACGUUUGAGGAUCUCCUGAAAACUUUUCAGCUGUGCAAAGGCAUGCUGGGAGAAAUUCUGUCCGCUUUUGAGUUCUUGGACAGUGAAUGUAUGAGGCUGCUCAAUUCCCAUCUGAAACUGGAUAAUCCCAUCUCUGAUUGUCCGUUCUACAUCGUCAUAGAAACGUCCGGAUCUGACGCAAGGCACGACGAAGAGAAGCUGCACAACUUUCUGGAAGAGGCCAUGACCUCAUCACUGGUCACUGACGGGACAGUGGCAACAGAGGACUCCAAAACCAAGGCUUUAUGGUCGAUGCGCGAACGCGUCACAGAGGCUCUGACUCACGAUGGCUUCACAUACAAGUAUGACGUCUCGCUUCCCGUGGAGAAGAUCUACCAGCUGGUGACUGACAUGAGGGUGCACCUAGGGGGACGAGCCAAAAGCGUGGUGGGAUACGGGCACGUAGGAGACGGCAACCUCCACUUGAACAUCACCUCUCCCGCUCAAGACCCCGCCCUCCUGGCCGCCAUCGAGCCCUUCGUCUACGAGUGGACGUCCGGCUGCCAGGGCAGCAUCAGCGCCGAGCACGGACUGGGCUUGAAGAAAAGGAACUACGUCUACUACAGCAAAUCCAGCCGGGCCGUGGCCUUGAUGGCCGUCAUUAAGGCUACGCUGGACCCCAAAGGCAUCCUCAACCCAUACAAGACUUUACCAGACCACCUGCGGUGACUUGAGAAGUCCUUCAAGGCUAAUGAAGGUACAACAACUUCAUCUUUUGUGCACAGAGGUGAGCCGUUAAGACAAAUUGUUUAGUUGAUUUGUGUGAUGUGAUAACGAGACAGAAGUAGAAAAUAAAAAUUGGAGUAUGUUUUAAAGAACAGUGGC
Molecule: messenger RNA, 1920 nt
Organism: Entelurus aequoreus (snake pipefish)
Lineage: Eukaryota; Metazoa; Chordata; Actinopteri; Syngnathiformes; Syngnathidae
Gene: d2hgdh
Product: D-2-hydroxyglutarate dehydrogenase
Exons: 10
Coding region: 187-1764 (525 amino acids)
Cellular component (GO): mitochondrion
Molecular function (GO): catalytic activity; FAD binding
Source: RefSeq, a predicted model, not a curated record